AUGGCAGACUUGUUCCGCUAUGCUGGUGAUAUAGUGUUUGAUGGACAUCCUCCAUUUCCUGGCCAGAUCACAGAUGUCCAGCUCAAACAAUUUUCUGAAACCAGUAAUUUUUUACAGUGCACAAAGCCUCUCACUCCUCGUUAUCCAUAUUUCUUUGGUCAGAUUAGAGCAUUGUCAUCAAAGAGUAAAAUUACAAUUGGGAUAGCUGGACCCAACAUUGCUGAAGAUGCACACCCUGGGAAUUGGAACAGGACUGUGGGGUACCAUAGUAACAAUGGCAGCUGCUAUACAUGUCAUAGUGAUAUCGCAAACAGCAAUGGAGAGAAGUUCAGAAUUGGUGACACGUUCGGAGUUAUGAUAACCUACUUUGGCCAAACCAUGUCCACUGUGAUGUUUGUUAAGAAUGGGAAGCCAGUGGCAACCAGAUACCACUUUGAAACAAACCAUGGAGAUUUUUUGCCGACAAUAACAUUGGAGAAUGGUCCAAUAGACAUGGGCAUUAUGUGGCCAGAAGCUGCCAUAGGGGUGCCUAAAUUUGAUGAUAGAAACAUGCUUCAGUGGAUGCAUCCAAAAUUUGUCCAGUAUGAUAUUGCUAAAGAGUUAUUUAUAUAUAGUGAAUCUCCUGGUCAUCCAAACAAUAGUGUUGUUCCCAUACAGAGCCCACAGCCUCUAGACACAGGUUUUCAGCAUUUUGAGAUUGUUGUACAGGAUAUGGGCAGUUCUAAUGUGAGUCCUGCAAUAGGUGUCGCCACUUGUAGUCCAAUGACUCCGAGUCCUACCUGUGACUUCCUAAGGGAUUACUUUAGAUGGAUGGCAGAUGGGAAAGUGGCACAGGUAAGCCCUGGCACAGCGGUGGGCAUUGGUGUUUACUACAAUCCUGAUGAUCAGAGAAAACCUGAUUUUGACUGUAAGUCACAGCAGUUAGUUAUGGUCUUCCUGACAUUCGACAAGAAGCCUGCAUUGGCUAGACACAUGAUACAGCCUGAAGGGGGCUUCUUUCCUCUUGUAGUCCUUAGGAGUGAAUGUCCUAAGGUAAAGAUUGAUACACAGUCCUAUCGAACCAUUCCAAUCACAGAGUACAAGACAUAUGAUGAGUUGUUCUGGGAAAGUUUUGAGGAAGCCCAGAAUGACAUAAUGGCUGACACACUUAAAAGAGUACUGCGGCCAUUUAUGUUCAGAAAAUCAGAUGUUUUACAAAUUGACAUACCAGUUUAUGAUACAUAUGAAGUCCAGCCUCCUGAUAUGAGCAAGCAGCACUGUACUGUUCGUCUUCCAGCAGAACAUAUGGGUAUUCAUGUUGUACAGUUCCUAAAGCCAAUGACAGCAGAAGAAAACCAUUAUUACAUGGAGAUCAAGACUCUACAUGAGGAUUCUGUGGUAUACAUAGGUCUAGCUAAUGACCAGUUUUCCCUCAAGAAUCAUCCAGGGAAGGUCAACAACUCAACAGGCUGGUCCUCACGAGUUGGUCGUAUGUACUACAAUGGCAACUUUCAAGGCUAUACAAUGGGAGAGCGGUAUGAGGAAGGCGAUACUGUGGACUUGGAACUGAGUAACAUAGGACACAAGUGGCCUGUAGCAUUGUUCCGUAAGAACAACAAGGCUAUCGGUACACGCCACUACACUGUUUUAGACCCAGACCAGAUGCUGCCCACUGUAUCGCUGUGUGGUAAUGGCUAUGAGGUGGAGGUUAGGGUGUUCUGGCAGAUGAAGAUCUUCAAGACAACAAACACACCAGUGAACGAGAUUAAAAACUGGGUGCUGCCGAGUGGAUCAGAGGUAGAUGAGGAUAACAAUAUUGCCAUGGUUCCUGACCAUAUAGAGCCAAUAAUGCUACAGUCACCACACCCCUUCAUGUCAGACAAAGAUUACGACUUCUUUGAGAUAGAACUUAUAGACGACUUUGAUGCUGAACACAUUCCAGCAGGAAUAGCAGUGAGCACUCCGUGCUUCCAGGAACUUGAGCUGACAAUGUCUUCCAUUUACAGACAAGAUGUUGUUAAGUUCAUAGCUCAGGAAGAAGCAUUGGAAGCUGUUGCCAAAGGACAGAAGAUUGGAUGGGGAAUGAUAAUCCCUGAAUCUGAGAAGGAAAAGGAGGACAAGCUUGUGAUCCUUUACCUUUGUAUAGAUAAGAACAUCGCUAUCACCCGGGUCAUGUACCUUCCGCAGGGAGGGUUCUACCCAUUUAUCAUACUACCUCAGUCAGUUAAUAGAGUGAAAUUAACCCACACCAUCCAUAUUGCUGAGCAUCCAGUCACCACAAAUAUACAGGAACACUUUAUCAGUCAAGCCCAGGAAGUUAUUGCCAUGGAGAAGGAGGAGCUCGCUCAAGGCAGGGAUCCUCUUGACCUGGAAAUAGAGAAAGCAAGACUGUUUAAAGUGUGGGAUGAUACCAAAACAGAAACAUCCAAAAUUGAAACAGCGAGAUUCGCAAAAGUUGCUAUGGCUGCAACAGUAAUUGAACGGAAACGUGCAGAAAUCAGAAAUUCUAAAACAUGUGUGAUAUUAUGA
Messenger RNA from Ylistrum balloti, 2508 nucleotides. RefSeq lists its product as uncharacterized. Gene Ontology annotation, molecular function: protein binding. The transcript has 15 exons. The record is from RefSeq and is a predicted model, not a curated record. The coding region runs from base 1 to 2508 and encodes 835 amino acids. NCBI's taxonomy places the organism in Eukaryota, Metazoa, Mollusca, Bivalvia, Pectinida, Pectinidae.